This is a messenger RNA of Capronia epimyces CBS 606.96, 1491 nucleotides long. RefSeq lists its product as uncharacterized. The coding region runs from base 1 to 1491 and encodes 496 amino acids. The record is from RefSeq and is a predicted model, not a curated record. Gene Ontology annotation, molecular function: oxidoreductase activity. NCBI's taxonomy places the organism in Eukaryota, Fungi, Ascomycota, Eurotiomycetes, Chaetothyriales, Herpotrichiellaceae. The transcript has a single exon.
AUGUACUCGACCGCUACAGCAAGCCGAGUGCUAUGCGCCUCAGGCAAACUUUCCAGACACCGACUACCCCAACCCGCGCGCAUCGCAUCGCUGCCAACCCAGACCCAGACCCAGACCCAGACGAGGCUAUUUACCAUCACUUGCCGUGCGGCGUAUGCUGCUGUGCCGCUGCCGCCGGCGAGAUCGGGAUCAGGGACCGACUUCGACGCACUGGUGGUUGGCGCCGGCGCCGGCGGAGUGACAGCGGCCGCGCUGCUCUCCAAAAGGGGCUAUCGCACGCUCCUGGUCGAGGCGAAAGAGCGCAUCGGCGGCCGGGCGUCGACGCGGCCCAUCGAUGGCUUCCUUGUGAACACAGGCGCCUUGGUCAUUGAGUUGGACGGUGCCGUGGCCAAGACGUACGAGGAGGUCGGGCUGCCGCUGAGCCUCCAUGAACCCCGGCGCGCCGCCACCGUCUUGCGUGUCGGCCGCCGUGACUUCAAUGUCGUCGAGAACUUGGCCGGUGUUGCUCGGAACAUCCUACCCUCUGUCUUUGCCUCCGCGUCCCGAAUGCUCCCCUACUUCCGUCCGGAGAAGGGUGAAUCCACUCGGUCAUGGCUCAACAAAUUCACACGCAGUCGGGCAAUUCACCACCUCAUCGACAAUGUUCUGGGCGCCAUGUUUGCUGCCCGAAGCGACGAGAUCCCUGCCGAAGCCUUUCUGCACUAUUUCGUCAAGGACACCUCCUACAAGAGAAUCGGCCUCCCCCCGGGGGGCACGAUCGAAGUGUGGAAACCUCUGGCGAAUUAUGUCGAGACCACCGGGGGCCAAGUCUGGCUGAAUUCUACGGUAUCCAAGCUCACGUUUGGCCCGGACGGCCUCGUGACGGGUGCCAUUGUCCGGAAAUCCGAAGGGUCGGAGGUCCAGGUCACGUCCAAAGUGACAGUGAGCAAUAUCGGGCCCCUGGGAACGGUCCGCCUCGCCGGUGCUGACAAUCUUCCUGGUGGCUAUGCCGAGGAGAUCAAGCGGUGGUCUGAUCCGGCCGCCAUCAUCACCGUCCACUUUGCAUCUCAACAGCCUCUGGCUACUUUCCCUUGCCUGGCCAUUUUCAGCAAGUCCCGCCGCAUGGUGUACGCUGGAAACUUCAGCGCCCCCGAGCUUCACCGUGCUCCCAAAGGAUGGUACCUUUAUUGCGGUGCCUCUGUCCCCGUCCCCGCGAGAGGUCAAUUCGAUGUGGAAGAAGAAAAAGCCCUGCUGCUUCAGGAUCUGCGUGAUCACUUUCCCGGCUUUGAGAAGGCCAAGAUCCUGGCCAUCGACGUGACGGCUCACGACUGGCCGGCGCAGCGUGCGGUCACCUGCUCAGACCAGCCCCAGACCACCGCUGUCGCCAAUCUUUUCAAUGUCGGCGACGGCGCGAAACCUUGGGCUUCCGGAGGCACUGCUGCUUGCGCGUGGACCGGCCAAAUCGUGGCUGAGAUGGUUACCAAGCAGUUCCCUUUGACGACGAAGGACUAA